Messenger RNA from Osmia lignaria (orchard mason bee), 2256 nucleotides. RefSeq lists its product as uncharacterized. Gene Ontology annotation, cellular component: membrane. The record is from RefSeq and is a predicted model, not a curated record. NCBI's taxonomy places the organism in Eukaryota, Metazoa, Arthropoda, Insecta, Hymenoptera, Megachilidae.
GUGAAAUUAGUUUCAGAACAAAGACAAUGACCCAUCGAUCGUUCACGAUCCUCGCUAACUUUCAAGAAAAUCCGAAAAAGUGUAACGUUUUAAAGAUGCUGUCUUAUCUCACACGCCAUGGGGUCUGGUAAAAGAAGGAUCCAGUGAUUGGAAGAUCCUACCAAGGUUAUUGAAUGUCGAGCAACGAGAGCUUCCAAAGGAGUAAAAGAUUUAAAAAAAAUGCAAGAGUCCCUUGUAAUUGCGGAUGGGAAGUGAGAUUCGGUUAUGGUGUGGCAGUCACCUUGGCGAUAUUCGAGGCGAAACGUUUCUUCAUGUUGAUACUAGAGAUAUUCGCCGAAUGGCAGAUCAUUCGAUUCGCGGGUGGUUUACGACCCGUCAUAUUUACACUGAUAAACGUCAGCUUAGGUUUGCCGACUGCGAUGAUAACUGUUCGUAGCAUACGCGCAAGAAAGGUGCCACGUUGCUGUGCAGAAACCAGACGAACCCUAAGAUGCCUGCUGAUAGCAAUCGCCAUAUGCGCUAUAAUGAACGCAGCCACUCUAGUUUCCAUAGGAUACCACAUAAGCGUAAGACAAGAAUCGCUGAUCGACAUUUUCAACAGCUCGAUGCGAUUGUAUGCAAGUGCAGCUUCUUACAAGUACGCCAUCGACGAGAUACAGUUCAUCUUUCAAUGCUGCGGUCAUUCCUCUUACACAGAUUGGUUCCUCUUUGACUGGCAGGGAGUGGAUUAUGCGUCCCGCGAAGAAAUGGCUGUGCAGAAUCAAAUAUCCGACGAAGAAUAUAGGGACAGAGGUGUACCAUUCAGUUGUUGCAGUUUAAGGGCAAUGGUACCUUGCGAACACUCUGAUAUCGAUACCGAUAUUAAAACUAUAAACACAAAUGGAUGUGCCGAAGUGAUUAGCCCUGUUCUUCUUAGGAUCGUCAUCGUAGCCUAUGUGAUGACUACCACUUUGGUGAUUAUUCAAGUGUUCUUAGGAUUUUUAAUUACAAAGAUUAUAAGAAAAUUAAUAUGCGGUACGUGUCGUUUCUACCAUUUUCCCAAAAUCUUUGCCAAUGAAUCUUCCAGCACAUCCUUGGACGAGUCGAGUACAGAAACGGAGAGGCGAGAUUCGAGCUCGGCCCCCUCGAAUUGGGAAGCGAAGAAGAAAAGAAAGAGGCCCGAUAAACGUUGCAGGAAAAACAUGAAACGACCACGGCAAAAGUAUGUCCACGCUAAAAAUAAAAGCAACGCCAAAGACGAUUCCAAUUACUCUUCGUCGCCGAUAGAAUCUUCACCUGUGAACGAACGUUGUCUUCAGCAUUCACCCGCGGCUCUCGAGGCAGCCAGGAUCAAACCCAGCGUCCAUCGAGAGCACACGAUAUUCACGAAAGGUUUACACGACGGGACACGAUGAAAGAGAAAAGGAAGAUCGAUUAAAAAAUCAUUUUUCCUCUACGGAAAACGUUUUAUGACUGUUUGCCAGAAUUUAUCGGCGUUCAAAACAGAAGCACCGAGUUGGAAGGAAAGUGCUCUCGGUGGAUCAAAAAAGCUUGCGUCGAGUUUGUUUUUUUCCGGGAACAGAUGGCAAGCAGUAUGGAAGAAGAUCCUGUGAACCGUGUGAAAACAGGUGUAUACGGAGAAACAGUAUCGCCUACGAUACUCCUGGAAAAUCGAUCAUGAGGAGAGCUUAAAUUCGUGCACAGAUCUAUAAAUUCGGGUAAUGAAAUGACGCAUGGUGCAUGGGUCGAGUAUGCUGGAAGACAAUGCAAAUUACGCGGCCACGAUAAUCAGAAAGUACUAAUUUCAAUGAUUAGAAAUACGCUGCGACGAGACGAGAGAGCGUGGGUGGUGGGGAUCGUUGAAUCUUGUAUUUAGUAAUUGAAGAUCGUCUACCGGAGUGCAGUACGAUUCAAAACACCGUACAAGGCGCAGUGGUUAUUUAGUAGGUGAACGUAAGUCGCACUCUACAUCUACCUUUAUCAAAACAGUUUAUCGCAGGCUUGUAAAGUUACGACUUGUAGAUCACCAACACAUAUAACGUACGUUUGAUGAUGCAAUUAAACGUACAUUUAACUGUGUAGGAUGUAGGUUGUGUUUAAAAAACGUAUAAAUUCGUACUGAAAUGUAUAGAAUUGAUUUUCGACAUUUUCUAAUGCAAUUUUUAAACAUCUAAAAAAUUUCAUGAAUUAGAAACAGAUUUCUGAAUUUAAAAAUUUAAUACUCCAAAUAUUUUGAAUUGAACAGAAACAUAAUAAUAUAUUAUAGCAUAGGGAAUA